Molecule: messenger RNA, 741 nt
Organism: Lasiosphaeria miniovina
Lineage: Eukaryota; Fungi; Ascomycota; Sordariomycetes; Sordariales; Lasiosphaeriaceae
Exons: 5
Source: RefSeq, a predicted model, not a curated record
CACAUCUCAACUUCCACGCAGACAGAUGGAGGGACCGAGAUUUAGAUGUUUCUGGGUGCUGCUCGCAGUACUCGUGCUACGCACCCAUGCGGCCUGCACGAGUUACGGGGUGGACUACUCCAAUGGGGGCACUUAUAAUAUCGACGGGUCCUCGAACCAGUACUUCAGUUUCGUCACGGUAUUCCAGGGAUGCAACCAGGAAUCUAUAAAUCCCGUCCUAGUUGGACCCGACCAGAACGAAUAUGCCUGUUCCGCCAUCAGGACGCAGCCUGCCGGUACCCAGGUGACAUCGACUUGCGGCAUUCCGUACUCGGCCAUGCAGUCUGGGACCUGGCGUAUUAUCGUCUCUGGGGACCAGAUAGCCACCCAACGCACUGUCAAGCUCGUCGUUGGUCUCCCCCAGACAACAUGGAUCACGGCGACCCCUACUGUCGUGAUUGGAUAUACCGUCACGGCGAGGGCCCAGACCGUUAUUAGCACGCUCUCCCAGACCCAGACACUUAUUCUAGUCCCCCCAACCGUGACGGCUCCAUGCACUGGCGGAACAAGAACAGUCACGUCCUACCCCCAGGGGCCCACGACGACCGUCUGGUCUACCGUGGUCAGGACGGCAACCGACGGGCAGGAAACAAGCUACUGGACAACGACCGUGGCCGCAACAGCGGUCUGUCAUUAUCCAUCAGGAAAUGGUAAUAACUUCUCUCCCCCGCCCAACUGGCCGACCGACUGUCUCAGCCUAUG